Messenger RNA from Ceratotherium simum simum (southern white rhinoceros), 2175 nucleotides. RefSeq names its product transmembrane protein 71 (gene TMEM71). Lineage: Eukaryota; Metazoa; Chordata; Mammalia; Perissodactyla; Rhinocerotidae. The record is from RefSeq and is a predicted model, not a curated record.
CUGUUUUUGAAAGAAAACAAGAGCGGUUGUAAGGCUGACUUUCCCAAGAACUGAGCGCUCUUCUAUUCUAGGAAACAUCCAAAAGAACAAGAGGCUAGUGAAGACAAAACUUCUCUGCAAACGCCUGCACACGGCAAUACGUGCAGGCAUCUCUUAGGAGGCAAAGAUGGGAUUUCCCUUUAUGAAGAGACUUCUGUGCCUGUUGACACUCUGACAUUACUUUCAGCUGAAAAACUGCUAAGUCCUGGAUUUCUCCGCUGCCUGUCAACCACGGGAAGCUUGAAAAUCUGUGAAGUUUGAACAAGCAGCCUUCCCAAGAUGUACCGAAUUUCUCAACUGAUAGCGACACCAGUCGCAAGCAAAUGUUCUUCUGGGUCCGAGAAAGAAUAUUCUAGAGAGCAGUCUCCCACGUGCGUUUUCCCAAGUUUUGCCUGUGAUCUCCUGGAUGGUGACAGUUCCUUUGAAUGCUGCUCCAUAGAUCCCCUAACAGGCUCCCACUUUACCUGCCGCCGAAGUCCCAGACUCCUCACCAAUGGCUACUACAUUUGGACUGAAGACAGUUUCCUCUGCGACAAAAAUGGCAACAUAACUCUGAGCCCAUCCCAGACCAGUGUUCUGUACAAGGAGAAUUUAGUUCGAAUAUUUAGAAAGAAAAAGAGAAUCCGCCGUUCUUUUUCUUCUCUCUUCAACCUCCGUGCCUCUGAAUCCUGGCUGCGUGGAAGUAUCUUUGGUGAUGCUAAUUCUUCCCCAAGUGGGGACAUCUGGUUGGAGGGGAUCAGGAGGCUGGACAUGCACCCCUGCAAUGAAAGUGGAGGUGAUUUUGACUGUUCUCUAACUGAUGACUGGGAGUCAGAGAAGCCGAAUGCAGAAUCUGUGAAAGCCUCCUCUGCCAGCCAUGUCACGUCUCAGACUCCCAGAGAAAACUCCCAUGACCCAUUUCUUCAGUCCCAGUUGGUGGCUCCUGAACAUCUCCAAGGGAACAUUUUGAAUCAUUCAAAAACCAGUUUGUUGCGAGAAGUAUCCUCUCAAGUGAUUCUGCUUGUUGCAUGUUUAAUCAUUUCUGCAUGUGCAAGAUGGUUUCUGGGAGGACUAUUAGCCAGUGUCUUCACAUGCUCCUUGAUGAUAACUAUUGCUUAUGUUGUCAAGUCAUUGUUUCCCAGCCUUGCCAGCUAUUUCAAAGCCACCACCUGUGCUUGGUUUGCCAAAAUUUGACAACCAUUUGGGAGAGCCCCUGAUGAAUGUCUUCGAUCUGAAUAUCUGGAAAUUGUCUGGCUUGGAGUUGACUUGGAAUCAACCGCUUUAUUGGAAGGAAGUGAGCAACUGGAUAAUUGAGGGAAAAAAAUUUAAUUUGGUUAUGUGAUUUUUUAAAAAAAAAUCUGUUUUGCCCUCAUAAUUGUAAUAAGCUCAUGAAAAUAAUAUUAAUUUGCCUUUCUUUUGCAAACACCAGCAGUUGAAGGGGAAAGGACUGGGAAAUAUGAUCAAGAACAAACCCCCUGGGUAAAUAUUCCCCUAUUAUUCCCUAAGGCAGUGGUUCUCAAACAUUAAUUUUCAUUAGAGAAUUCUAUGAGGAGUUUAUAACAAUGCAGAUUCCUGGGCCCACCCACACACCCUAUCCUUUGCUGAACUGCUUUAAUUGAACAAUGAAAGCAAGUUUAUAUAAUCAAUAUCAACUUGCAAGUAACUAAAUGCAGUUUGUACAUAAAAUAUAAUGUAGAAGUUCAUCAUUCUCCCCAAAGGAGUGGCUCAAUAGGAAGUGGUGAGAAUAGAUAGAUGGUUGAUGGACAAUGGGCAAGAGCCAUUUUUUUUAAGAUAUAUGCUUCUCUUGAACCAUUUUCUUUACCAAGUUUUCAACCUUCUUGGGGCUCAUGAUUACCCUUCACUCAAAUUGCAGUUAAAAUAAAGAUAUAACACAGAAAAAAUCCCUUAAGGGCAAAAUAAAGGCAAAACACCAGAGUGCUUUGAAACACAUAAAAAUUGUGCAGUUGCACAACUGACUGGAGGGUUGUAGAAGACGUUCCCUCUCUAUCCUUCUUGCUUGAUAUAUGUUCCCAAAGCAAAUAUAGCUUGCAAUUCAAAUUUGUUCUAUGUGAUAUUCUCUGUCUAGAAACUUGCAUGGAGAAAAUUGUCUUUCCUUAAAACGACAAUGUCAAAAUUUCACUUUUUAUAUCAUUUGUA